This is a messenger RNA of Cryptomeria japonica (Japanese cedar), 606 nucleotides long. RefSeq names its product actin cytoskeleton-regulatory complex protein PAN1-like. Lineage: Eukaryota; Viridiplantae; Streptophyta; Pinopsida; Cupressales; Cupressaceae. The transcript has 3 exons. Bases 1 to 606 code for a protein of 201 amino acids. The record is from RefSeq and is a predicted model, not a curated record.
AUGAAGGUGCCAGAGGAAGAAGAAGAGAAGGUGACUAAGGUGAAGAAGACUGAAAUCAAAGCUGAAGCAAGAGACACUGCAAGGGUAGUGAAGGAAUUCUUAGAGAAAGAUAAUCUAGACAUGGAUCAUUUAGAAUUGACUGAACGGCCUACCAAUUUGGUUACACUCUCUCCAAUCCAGAAACUGAAGUUUGCAUCUUUUGCACAGGCCAAAGCAAGAGAGGAGAUUUUGAAAACUCACAUGGAGGAAAUUUUUACCUCGGCCCCUGCAACUAUUCCUCUGGCCCCGCCACUACUCCCUGGCUAUGCUCAGCCCCAGCCGCCGCUUGCUCCCCGGCCACCACCCGCAGCUCCCUCUGCUCCCCGACCACACUCAGCCUCGGCCGCCACCUGCUCCCCAAUCGCUGCCUAUGGCCCACCACUGCCCGACCUCCUUACGACCCAACAGCUCCCAUCACCGCCGGAACCCUCUGUACCUCUGGCCCGCCGCCCUAGUGGCCCCCGCUUCGCCACUGAAGCGCCACCCAUUGGCCACCGGAGCACUGCCCAGCCACCAGACCUCCUUUUUUGGCCUCUUUCAAGGGGGGUUUGUAAAAGUGAGGUCUAG